Molecule: messenger RNA, 588 nt
Organism: Vigna radiata var. radiata (mung bean)
Lineage: Eukaryota; Viridiplantae; Streptophyta; Magnoliopsida; Fabales; Fabaceae
Product: WUSCHEL-related homeobox 4-like
Exons: 2
Coding region: 1-588 (195 amino acids)
Biological process (GO): plant organ development
Molecular function (GO): DNA-binding transcription factor activity; DNA binding
Source: RefSeq, a predicted model, not a curated record
AUGGGGAGUCGCUCUGCAAUUAGAAGAGAAUCAAGUAGAACUCAUUCAGUUUCUCGGUGGAGUCCUACAAGAGAGCAAAUAGCAAUGUUGGAGGACCUCUACAGACAGGGAAUGCGGACUCCAAAUGCUGAGCAGAUACAAGAGGUUACCUCCAGAUUAAGGGCAUAUGGUCACAUCCAAGGAAAAAAUGUCUUUUACUGGUUUCAGAAUCACAAAGCACGUCAAAGACAGAAGCAGAAGCUAGAAAGCAUUGCACAUUCCAAUAGCUUUCUUCCAGUCUCACACCCCAUUUGCCAAAAUGUUGUCUGUGCUCCAUUUUAUUCUCAACAAAGUGGAAUGAACUUUUAUCCUCAACCAGAAAAGGUAGUUGCAGCUGGAGGUAUUGUUGGGACAGUUGUACCAUUUGGGAUGCUGAAAAUUUGUGAUGGCCAGCAGAUAUACCAACAAUUGCGACAGAGGGUACAACCUGAUUAUAACAUAAAUGACAAAAAAACCUUAACCCUCUUUCCUCUUCAUCCAACAGGCAUUUUGAAAGAAAAAACUGCUAAUCAAGGGUCUUCACAUGCUUCAGCUUCUGGUUCUCACUGA